Hippoglossus stenolepis (Pacific halibut) is the source of this 3924-nucleotide messenger RNA. RefSeq names its product TNF receptor-associated factor 6 (gene traf6). The transcript has 8 exons. Gene Ontology annotation, biological process: interleukin-1-mediated signaling pathway; tumor necrosis factor-mediated signaling pathway; regulation of canonical NF-kappaB signal transduction. Lineage: Eukaryota; Metazoa; Chordata; Actinopteri; Pleuronectiformes; Pleuronectidae. Gene Ontology annotation, cellular component: plasma membrane signaling receptor complex. Bases 225 to 2012 code for a protein of 595 amino acids. The record is from RefSeq and is a predicted model, not a curated record. Gene Ontology annotation, molecular function: tumor necrosis factor receptor binding; zinc ion binding; ubiquitin protein ligase activity.
UGAGGUAGUUCACACGAGUCUCCUGCCUCAUGAAGAUCACAACGUCAUGUGGAUGCUUCAGAUUCAAAGGCGAGUCAACCUGAAACCAAGAAAAAAAUAAAACACAAAUUCAGUUAGGCACCGACAUCCUGGCGAUGACCCGAGUCCGAAACAGAUCCCAGGCCAGUGGAGGAGCCGAACGACGUGACUGUUUAUCCAAGUGCUGCUGCUGCUGCUGAACACAGAUGGCUUGCUAUGAUGUCAACAAGGGGAGUCUGGAGGAGGAUAGCUUCGAUGGAGCUGUUGGUGGAGAGCUGUCUAGUUGUGCCUUGGCGAUGCUGGAAAGAGAGCGAGAAUCCCUUCUCAGCCCAUCAGAGACGUCUGGCACCCUCAUCCUCAGCAACUCCGCCAGUCUUCAGGCUGAUGUGCCCCUCCAGGGCUACGACGUGGAGUUUGACCCGCCCCUGGAGAGUAAAUAUGAGUGUCCCAUCUGCCUCAUGGCUCUUAGGAAUGCUGUUCAAACACCCUGCGGUCACCGUUUCUGCAAGAACUGCAUUGAGAAAUCCAUUCGUGACACAGGACAGAGAUGCCCCGUGGACAACGAAAUGCUGACAGAAGAUCAGCUGUUUCCUGAUAACUUUGCCAAACGAGAGAUUCUAUCACUAACGGUUCGCUGUCCAAACUCCGGUUGUGAUGAUGAAAUGGAGCUUCGACAUUUGGAGAAUCAUUUGGCGCAGUGUCAGUUUGCGACUGCGACUUGUCCACAGUGCCAGCAGUUUGUGAGAAAGAGCCACUUAGAGGAGCACACAACCGUUGAGUGCCAAAGGAGACCUGUGUCGUGCCCGGAUUGUGUGGCAUGCUUCGUCUAUGAGGAGAGCGAGCUUCACGAGCAGCAGUGUCCCUUUGCUAACGUGAACUGUCAGUACUGUGAGAUGGAUCUCAUCAGAGACCAGAUUGAAUCUCAUUGUGACACAGAUUGCCCAAAGGCACCCAUCACCUGUAACUUUAGCACCUUUGGAUGUAAGGAAAGGAUGCAGCGCCAUGACCUGGCUCAGCACAUGCAGGAGUUCACGCAGAUGCACAUGUGGUACAUGGCUGAGUUCCUGCGUGGCCUGAGCCUCAAUGGCAGCACGCCCAAAUCCCUGUGGGCAAAUGGACCUUCUGUUUCUUCUGAGGAUCAAGGAGCUGCAGCAUCGCUAUCUUCCUCUGGUGGGCUCAGAGGAGCUGCAGCAUCGCUAUCUUCCUCUGGUGGGCUCAGAGGAGCUGCAGGCGGCGGCGGCGGCGGCGGUGGUGGCGGUGGUGGUGGCGCCACCAGCUGUGCUUCGGCUCAGCCUAAUGAAGAGACGCAGCGGCUCAGAGAGAUGGACGGACGAUUGGUGAAGCAGGAUCAUCGGCUACGUGAGCUCUCCAUCUUAAAGGAAACACAGGCAGGUCAGCUUGCAGAGCUCCGGAGUAGGGUGUCAAUGCUGGAGGACACGGUGAAGGAGCUGGAGGCCCAGCAGUGCCGCGGUAUCUUCAUCUGGCGCCUCAAAGGUUUCUCUGCCCACAUGCGGAACCAAGAAGCUGGUCUCGCGGUGGUCGAGCACAGCCCUGGCUUCUACACGGGCUACCCAGGCUACAAGCUGUGCCUGCGUUUACACCUGCAGACGCCCAACGCCCUGCGCUGCUCCAACUACAUCUCCCUCUUUGUCCACACCAUGCAGGGAGCUUUUGACGGGGAGCUGACCUGGCCGUUCCAAGGCACCAUCCGGCUCGCCAUCCUCGACCAGGGCCCUGAGGGUCAGCACCACGUGGAGGUGAUGGAAACCAAACCAGACCUGCAGGCCUUUCAGAAGCCCACCAUCCAGCGCAAUCCCAAAGGAUUUGGCUACGUUACCUUCAUGCACCUGCAUCAGCUGAAACAGAGAGCCUAUGUCAAAGAUGACACCUUACUUAUCCGCUGCGAUGUGACGUCGCGUUUUGACAAUAUGCCUAAUCGUGAGGGACCAGCGGUGCAGCCUCGAGGGCCCGAGGCAUCGGUUUCAAGGGACUAAAGUCAAACCCACAUCUAUGGGAUUGUCAUUAUGCUGACAGAUAUAUAUAGAUAUAUAUAGAUAUAUAUGUUAUAUUAAUAGAUGAAUACGAUACAUUCAUUUAUAGUUCACUUUUCAAUAUGUGUUCUCACCCACACAUGGUACCAAUUGUUUAAAUAGUUCAUGUUUAAUCAGCUCCAGAUCUCCAGUUAAAGAUGUGUUCGUGCUGCCUGCAGAAUGAGCGUUACUACAGACAUGGCUCUCUGCUUGUGGUUGUUGGAGGUGGUACAAAAUGUUUUCAAGAUAAAGAGUUGAAGACCUCUGGUGUCUCUGUGGAGCAGUGUUUGGUCAAAUAGAUCACAUUCUUUUUAACCUUAUCCUCUUCUAGCCUCAUCCACAUGUAUGUACAGAGAGUGCUGGUGAAAACGUGCUCACAAUCUGAAAGCAAAAGCAAGUCUGGUCAUGUCCUCUAAACAAAAGAAAGGCUAUGUAUGUCAGCUGCAUGGUUUCAUUUUCAUUUUUAUGUUGGAUAUGUGGUUGCGGUAACAUUGUAAGUAUCUUAGAAAUAUUCCGAGAGAGACUGAAGAGAAAGUGUAAAAGUUGGCGUAUUUAUGGAUGUUUAAAGACAAUGCAAGUUUCAGAAUAUUCACAACUCUGCUUUGUGAGGAAGGAAAUUCAUUUGUUGGACCUUAAAGACACACCAGUGUAUUUUGAUGUAAACAUCUUGUCUUUAAGCUCCACAGGGUUCUUUAAAAGAAGGUCAUUGUAAGGAUUGGGAAUGAUCCGUUUUCAAAUUCAUGUGCUCUCCAAAAGCAAACUUUCAUUCAUAGAUUUUCUUUUUUCACUCUUCUGACCUUAUUGUGUCUCUUUGACGCACAAGUUUUGUCAACACGGAGCAUUUUUCUGUUUCGUCAACACUGUAUAUUUUUGCUGAAAGCAUGACAGCCGAGCAGAAGCUGCUCAUUGUACUUUUUAUUUGUGCCUUUCACUCGUAGCUCCUGCCAAAUGUGACUUAGAAGAAUAUUUCGAGAGGAGAUGUACAUCACAUACUCUGAUAUAUUAUGCUGCCUGUUAAGCUUUUACAGAUGUAGAUAAAACAUGUUAGGCUUGCUUUAUCAUUGGUUUGACUGUGUAAACAAUGGUUUUACUUAAUAUCUAUAAUUGAAUGUUUGGGAUCAAAUGCUGCCUUAAAUUAAAGCUAAGCUAACCUCAGUAGACCAUACGACAAUGACUUGUGUUACAUUCUAACUACUAUAUAGAUUUAUUAUAUAUAGAUUACAACGUUUACAUGAGUUGCUAAUAGAAUAUUCCUUUCAUAUUCAUAUUUACAUUACAGAGCAUAGUCUGAUGUACUUGUCAGUGUUGUAAAAUACUGUAAAAACGCCCCUAGGAUGUUAUAAUGUUAUUAAGACAUAAACAUAGUGAGACUAAGGUCAGAAGACUUUACAAUGCCUUAAUUUGAUUAUCCCUUAUUCAGAGUAUGACCUUAAUUCAGGUUAAGGUCAUCAGAAAAUGCUGUUUACAUGCCAGUGUCUUAUUCAGAGUAUGUCUUAAUCAUUUGGGUUAAUAUUGGAUUAUUGGUGUCCAUGUAAACAUUGUCAUUGUUACAUUAUAAUAGGAAAAACAUCUUUUUAACUGAGUUUUAUUCCUGUAUGUGUUUGUCAUGUUCCUAAGGAACCAAAGUGACUCAUUUGAUGACUUGCUCCACCUUGUGUUUCACAGUUUGAACAGUCAGAGCCGUGUUGUUAGGGUGUGUGUCAACAACAGGAAGCUGCAGAAGCAUCAAUGUGUCCUGACAUGAAACAACAGCCAAACACCAGGCAGGCAUCUUCAUUUUAUACAUUUAAAUUAAAGUCCAAACAAUACCCCCAUCAUCUUACAGAACGAUGUACGAUAAUAUUAAUAUUAAAUAAAGUGAUUGACUGUUAUAUUA